Molecule: messenger RNA, 6162 nt
Organism: Chroicocephalus ridibundus (black-headed gull)
Lineage: Eukaryota; Metazoa; Chordata; Aves; Charadriiformes; Laridae
Gene: SOAT1
Product: sterol O-acyltransferase 1
Exons: 16
Coding region: 998-2653 (551 amino acids)
Biological process (GO): cholesterol metabolic process; cholesterol efflux
Cellular component (GO): endoplasmic reticulum membrane
Molecular function (GO): cholesterol O-acyltransferase activity; cholesterol binding; fatty-acyl-CoA binding
Source: RefSeq, a predicted model, not a curated record
CCAGCUACCUUUCUGUGCCAGUGAGCAUAGUUACUGUAGGAAGAUUUACCAUAUUAUUGUCUGGUUCUUUCUGUCCUUCAUGUAAAUGCUUUUUGCAUUAUUUAAAUUUCAUAGUAUGAGCUAUCAGAUGUUGUACAAAGCCAUCUGGGAAAUUUGUCAUUUUUAUGGUUUUUGUUUUACAGCUUGUAGACCUGGGCAUGAUCGCCAGAGACAGAGGCAGCUAAGAGAGGCAGUGCUGAAAAAAACGGUGUUGGUGAUGGAAUUAGUGAUUUGGUUUUUAGUGUCGCAAAAGGCUUGGUUUUUUUCCCCCUAUAUGCUGCGAUGCCCAAAAGGAGAAUGGGAGCCUGCUCUACUAGAGGGACAAACACAGGAAGCUGAGUCCUGAAAAUGACUGAUCAUAAGUCUUAUUUCCCUUUUGCAGAAGUGCCAGCCUCAGUAUUCUGAGGAAAUCCAUCCUUAAAUAAUUAUGUUCUGCCUUCUUAGCUUUUCUACAAGUACCUGAAUUUUUCUUGCCUGUCUCUAACAGCUCAUCUGUGCUGGUGCGUGUAUUCUGUUCACUAGCAACAAAGCACGUGUCUAUUUAAGAGUUUGUGCCAAGGUGAAAAAAUAUAUCAAAAAGGAGAAGCGUUAGUUUGAAAUUGUGUGUGGUUUUCUGUAAGACCAGUUCUGAAAAUUGUCCUUGGUUGUAGCUCCAUCUCUGAGAGCUUUGUCAGCUGAAUUUUGUGGAGAGUAUGCUGGAAUGUUGCUUCGUGACAAAAUUAGAAUCCCCUUUCCCCCUUUUCAUUAGCUGAAGAGUUUUCUGUUUUCAGUCUAGCUGUGGUGGUUCAGGUGUUCCCUGCUGGCAGCCUUGUCCCCAGCAGUGACCUUUGUCAUUGAAUCCGGUGUCGUUCAAACCUGAUUCUCCCUUCCUGUUUUCCUGUGGUUUGCCACACAACUGUUGUCUGGCGGAGCAGAGUACAAGGAUCUAUUGAGGAAGCUGCUCUUUCACUAGGCAGCGAUGGCAGGUGAAGACUGUGUAAGAAAACGCCAGCCUGGCUCCACUACAACCUACAAGACGCCUGAGAAUGAAGAAACGCAGAGGAGACCUGAGAGCGAGAGGUCGUUUCAAAAUUCAAGCAAUGGCCGGGUUGAUGUUGACCAUGUGAUAACAAGGAAAAUGCAGCUAAUAGCAGAAGCUGAGCAAUUGAAGCCAGCUUUCAUGAAGGAAGUGGACAGUCACUUCACGGAAUUUGUGAACAGUUUGGUGGCAAAAUCAGCACUCCUGGAUUCCUCAUCUUCAGCCUCCCUCUUCCCAGCUUCCUGCUCAGAGAAGGAACUGCACAAAGCCAAGACCUUGAGGGCCCCUCCAGAACAUGGGAAGUUCUUUACUGCCAGGAGAUCCCUUUUGGAUGAGCUGUUUGAAGUGAGUCACAUCAGGACGAUCUACCACAUGUUCAUCGCCCUUCUCAUUGUCUUCAUCCUCAGCACACUUUUAGUAGACUUCAUUGAUGAAGGAAGGCUGGUCCUAGGAUUUGAUCUCUUGGUCUUUGUUUUUGGAAAGUUCCCAGUUGUCUUCUGUACUUGGCUGUGCAUGUUCUGUGCCACCGUUCUCGUUCCAUACAACCUUUUCGUCUGGUGGGCCCAAGGCUACAGCAGUUCCUCCCAUCGUAGAAUCCACUCUCUCUUCUAUGGGGUGUUGUUCAUGCUCUUCCAAACAGCUGGGCUUGGACUUGGACCAACCUAUAUUGCUAUAACAUAUGCCCUACCUCCAGCUUCCCGUUUUAUUGUAAUACUGGAACAGGUCCGUCUUGUUAUGAAGGCUCAUUCAUUUGUCCGGGAGAAUGUGCCCAGAGUCCUGUCCUCUGUGAAGGACAAGUCCAGCACAGUACCUAUUCCUACAAUUUCUCAAUACCUGUACUUCCUCUUUGCUCCCACCCUGAUCUACAGAGACAACUAUCCCAGGAAUCCUGUGAUAAGAUGGGGCUAUGUAGCUACCAAGUUUGCACAGGUGCUUGGUUCACUUUUCUAUGCCUACUACAUCUUUGUGAGACUCUGCAUUCCUCUGUUUCACAACAGUAGUCAAGAAACCUUCAAUCUUCGAGGGCUGGUCCUCUGUAUCUUCAAUUCCAUUCUGCCAGGUGUGCUGAUUCUCUUCCUGGUUUUCUUUGCGUUCCUUCACUGUUGGCUUAACGCAUUUGCUGAGAUGCUGCGCUUUGCAGAUAGGAUGUUCUACAAGGACUGGUGGAACUCUACUUCCUAUGCAAACUACUACCGAACCUGGAAUGUGGUUGUACAUGACUGGCUCUAUUACUAUGCCUACAGGGACUUCCUUUGGUUUUUUGGUAAGAAGUUCAAAGCAGCAGCUAUGCUGUCUGUCUUCACAGUAUCAGCUGCUGUACAUGAAUAUGUUCUGAGCAUCUGCUUCGGCUUCUUCUAUCCAGUUCUCUUUUUCCUGUUUAUGUGCUUUGGAAUGGUCUUCAACUUCAUCCUUAAUGACCGUCGGAAAGGGCCCAUCUGGAACGUGAUCAUGUGGACUUCCCUCUUCCUGGGCCAAGGUGUCAUCAUUUGCCUCUAUAGCCAGGAGUGGUAUGCCCGCCAGUACUGCCCUACGGAAAAUCCCACGUUCCUGGACUACCUAAAACCACGCUCAUGGUCAUGUCAUAUGAAGAUGUAAAAAUGCUAUGCUCUGGCCAUGUCAUCAUCACAGAAGAUGAAAGUCGUCCUCCAAGUACUUGGACCAAUGACCUAACUCACAAGGGACAUUUUCUAAGGGAAGUUGUGCCUCCUGAUUAUUGGGGAGAAACUGUAAUUUUUUUUUUUUUAAACAUUACUGAAGCAAACCAGUUGACCUGGAUUGCAGCAGGCUUCGUAGGCAGCGUUUGCUACAUGCUGUCCCACUUUUGAGACGUUUUCCUGCCAGUAAAACAUUGAGCUGAUGGUAGAGUCUACUGGAAUCCUACUCAUCCAGGGGUCCCCCAAGUUGCUGCUGGACAGUAGAUUGUCUAGUCAGAUUUGCUAGUAGAUCAUUGUUGGCGUCCGUCCAUCUUCCUUAACCACCCCUUUGAAAUUUUUUUUUUCUCUCCCUUUUGGUAAUGGAAUAUCUACAAAACUUCUCUCUUCUUUGUGAUCCUGUCCGCUGCUGUGAUGCAGACAAGUGACAGAGCAACAGGAUAUUUGCCUCCUUGCUCUGAAAAUAGCCAGAGUAUUCCUGGAUGGCUCUGAACUGCGUUCUGUGUAUGUUGGCUGCCUACAGAUUUAAAAUGGGCAGAGGAAGAGGGGAUUGUCAGUUUACUCGUGGCUGCAUUGGAGAAUCAAGUUCAGAGGCAGGGCACAGCGUGUGCAGGCUUAUAUGACUUUUUACACUGAAAAUUCAUGGUUUUUUCUGUAUUCAUCAAUUUCUCAACUGACUUAACAGCAUUUUUGUUCUCUGAAGGCCUUUGUGACUGGAGGAAUAGUUUGAUUUUUUUUUUUCUUCUAGCUUUUCCUUUCUCUUGCUCCAGAUAAUCAAUUAUUUUUAACACAAUUAACGUGUAAAAGAGCUUGUGCUUUAAGAUCUGAAAUACUAUGACCCAACUGUAAGAAAAUGCAAUCGACUUUACAGGUACAUAGUGCAUUUUCAUCUGAAAUGGCUAUGUCCAGUUCAACAUGCCAGCACGUCUCAGUGCCUCUUAACAAUGUGUAUUGUAGCAGCUUCUGCCACUGUCGGUGGGAAAUGAAGGUUGUCGCGGUGGCUGGAAUCAGAGCUGCUUUUUCAUCUGCCUGUGUCUGCUCUUAUGUCAGUGGGGACUUCAGGUGAAGACCAGGUUCCUAGGUAUUGCCCUCUUCUCCCUGAAGAGGUAGGACAUCCUCCUGUACACACUGCUAAAGGGAGAAACAUUGUGUGAUUUUUUUGGUAUUUCAAUAUCUAUUAAGUAGGCAGAGUCCCUUCAGUUUCCUCAUUCUGUCAGAUGCUAAGCACAAAAGGGAAUUUACAUGGUAUGUGGGGUACGUAUCUCUCCAGUUUUACUGGAACUGCAGCUCCUGUUAUUGCAGAGAGAGGGUGACCGGAUGGAGGUACCUUAACUUUGGUCACAGGGAUUUCUGAAUUACUCAAAUGUUCUUGGCACUUCUCAGUAACAGCUUUUCCUUACUGACCUACAGCCUAGGUGUUGGAUACCAGCAGUAUUGGGGCUGUUGAUGGACUUGUCUCCAAGUCCACUUCAAGCUGUCUUUUGGGCUUCUGUUUUUACUAACCCGAAUCAAAAGUAAUUUCAUGAAAGCUAGGCGAUACUUACAGUAUUCUAGGUUUUCAGUUUCCUGUCAGAAGGAAUCUGGCUCUUCAGAAGGGACAUUGUGUCAGGUCAAAUUUGCCAAAUACACCGUUUGCAUACGUGGCUCUCCUGAAAUAUUUCCUACUAGAACUUGUUUGUUGAAACAGCUAGGUUAAUUUCAGAGGACAGAGUAAAUGUAUAUACUGAAACUUGGCAGUAUUAGUAUAUAAAAUCCUGAAAAUCAAAUGGGUUACUUUCUCCUCAUUCAGUUUGAUUAAACCUAAAACUUUCACUGUACCUUUUGUGGGAGGAAGGGACAGAACUGCUGGAGCAACGAAGCCUCCUUUUUUAAAAAAACAAACAAAACAUCCCACUCUUUGGCCAAACAGCUUUGUCACCUCCUUAAUAUAGGAUGAAAUUCAGUCCAGUACUACUUAGUUGUGGUGCUGAAAACACUUACGUACAGCUGUAAUUGCACUCAAAUAGGGUGUGAUGGAUUUGGGACUUGAUUUGUCUUCCUGCUGCCCGUGUCAGGUCUUGCUACUGUCUCAGUGCUCUCAAAAGGAGAUCAAGUCAUGGCGCUUUGUGCCAGGUUUUGGUGUCUCCCUUGCAGCUGGCGCUGCCUACUCCUAAUAAAGAACAUCAGCGUUUACUGUGUCAGCAUCCUGAGUGUUUGAAGCCUCAGGGCUGGAGCAUCUGGCAAGCAAAAGGCAACCAGAAUGGGAUGCUCAGCUGUUUCAACUAGUCUUAGUUUUUGACAGGUUGAGGUUUUAAGCCUUGUAGAUCAAGGCAUCUGGCAACCGUGCUGUUAGGGCAUUAACAACUGGGAUUGGUUUCAAUUUCAUGGGUGUUUAUUUUUUUUCUUCAAAUUGCUUUUGAUUGUGGGCUUAUUUUCAUUUUUCUCAAGAGUACUGGAGGGGAAAUACAAAGUUUUUUGCACAUUGCUUGUUCAAUUAGAAUCAAUUAUACCAUGUUUAUUUGAGUUUCCUUAGGCUGUGAGUGCCAGAGCUAGCAGUAUGGCGUUCUGGUCAAUAAUGAGGACGGAUAAAGUUCACAACACGCCCUUUACAAGUUCUUAAUAAUAGUAUAUACUGUUUUCUGUGGUUCUUUCCAAUGCAAGAAUUAUGCAGCUUGCUUCCAUGGUAACUCCCUCAGUUUUGAGGUGGGAAGCCUCCAGCUUUGGAAUGGCAUCCAGUACAGCUGCAGCUCCUUGCUCAAUAACAUCACAAAAAUCAGUAUUAAUAUGGUGAAAUGUGUCCCGGUUGUCAUGCAGGUAACAGUUUGUUCUCAGGAAGACUGAACCUCUGCAGGGUCUUCAUGCCUAGUUCGUCCUUUCUGUUGGAAUAUUUAACUUCCAGCCUUUGAAGGUGGAGCAGUCUGCCUCUGAGCUGCUAACUGUAUGCUAUCCUGCGACAGCCGUCUGAGUAAGGCACGUGCUACAUGCUGUAGUGGGGAGGAGGGGGAAAUCCUGAUGUAUUUUAUUGUGUGUGUGGUCGAUGUGACUCAGUCCACCCGCUCAAGGCAAACCGAACUGUUUGUGACUCCCACCUUCUGAAUGUAGAUGGGCUGGAAGGACGGCGGUCCAGCCUGAGCUGUGAGACAGCCCGCGGGCUCUGCAGCAGCAGGGUUCUGGACCGGCUCCCCACAGUACCUCCGAGCCGGGGUUAUGGACCGGCUCCCCACAGCACCUCUGAGCCAGCCGAGUUCAGCCUUGCCUCUUCUCCCCACGCUUGUGGCCAGGGCCGAGUAGCCACCACUGCCCCUACGCCUGCGGUGGCUGGGGAGAGGGGCGCAAGCAGAGCUGUGCACGGGCCAUGGCCCUGCCACCAGCAGUUCCCUGUACACAACCUGUACCCUGUUCUGUCAUGCAGAAGAGCUGUUUAUAAUCUACUGGAUUACAGCAGUUGAAAUAUAUUUUGCUAUUAGGGGAGGA